Cynocephalus volans (Philippine flying lemur) is the source of this 315-nucleotide messenger RNA. RefSeq names its product small integral membrane protein 12-like. The record is from RefSeq and is a predicted model, not a curated record. The transcript has a single exon. Lineage: Eukaryota; Metazoa; Chordata; Mammalia; Dermoptera; Cynocephalidae. Bases 1 to 315 code for a protein of 104 amino acids.
AUGACCCAGCGUGUGGGUUGGGCCGCAGGUGUCACAUGGCCUGUGCUUUCGACCGUGGUGCGUACUUAUGCUCCCUAUGUCACAUUUCCUGUGGCCUUCAUGGUCGGGGCUGUGGACUACCACCUGGAACGGUUCAUGUGGGAAAAGAAUCCCCAGCCUGUAGAGGAGGAAAAAAGCAUCUUCGAGCGCUGCCAGGAGGAUCGCAAGCUGGAUGAGCUGCUAGGCAAGGACCAUGCCCGGGUGGUGAGCCUUAAGGACAAACUGGAAUUUGUCCCCACCGCUAUCCUGAGCAGAAACCACCCAGAGAAGAAUUAA